Cataglyphis hispanica is the source of this 2372-nucleotide messenger RNA. Its product is annotated as protein CNPPD1. Gene Ontology annotation, biological process: regulation of cyclin-dependent protein serine/threonine kinase activity. The record is from RefSeq and is a predicted model, not a curated record. The coding region runs from base 278 to 1531 and encodes 417 amino acids. Lineage: Eukaryota; Metazoa; Arthropoda; Insecta; Hymenoptera; Formicidae. The transcript is spliced from 5 exons. Gene Ontology annotation, molecular function: protein kinase binding; cyclin-dependent protein serine/threonine kinase regulator activity. Gene Ontology annotation, cellular component: nucleus; cyclin-dependent protein kinase holoenzyme complex.
AAACUCCGGUGUUACAAGACGAUAAUUCAACGAUUUGGUCUGUUGAAUCCAUUUCUUUUAUGUUCCUAACCUAAAUUAUUGUAAGCGCGUCAAGCAGUCAAGCAUGUUACGCGUUUGGGCAUACGGUUGACAUAGUAUUUUGGUUUUUUUUUUUUAAAUUUUACUUCUCUCUUACAUCGAUGAAGUGAUUGUCUGAAACACACAGCAGCAAUUCUGGUUAUUAAGUAUUAAAUAUUACAAAGAAGUUUAUGGUAUAUAUAAACGCGAAUACUCAACAAUGACAAACAGCUGGCAAGGCAUAAAUGGGCCAGUAAACUCAAUGGAUCUGGAACAUAACGAAUUCUUGAAACGCAUAAGAAAAUCAUUGUACUAUUCUAAAUUACCAAAAAUUAAUUGCCUAAGUUUACCAGUUACUGAAUUGGCAGCUGAGUUUUUUACAGAAGCAAAAAGUGAUCAUACAUUAGAAAAACUUGAUGUGGAGGAAGCAAGCAGAAUAUCUAGAAAUGCAUGUGUUUCUCCUUGCUCGCUUGUAUUAGCUUUGCUGUAUAUUGAAAGAUUAAAGAACUGUAAUCCAGAAUAUCUUCAACAAGUAGCACCAUCUGAGCUAUUCUUAGUUUCCUUGAUGGUAGCCAGUAAAUUUCUGCACGAUGAUGGUGAGGAAGAUGAAGUUUUCAACAAAGAAUGGGCAAAUUCAGGACAAGUGACUAUAUCUCGGAUGAAUAAACUGGAAAAAGAUUUUCUUGCUGCAAUCAAUUGGACGAUAUUAGUACAGCAACAAGAUUUUUGGGAAAAAUUGCAACGACUAGAGAAAGAUGUAGCAUAUCGGGAAGUACAAAAACGUGGAUGGUGUUCGUAUACAGAAUUGAAUUGUCUGCUAAAUUCUGUUCAACUAAUUGCAAUCGCGCAAACCCUGAUAAAUGUCUCCUCGAUCUGCUUGGCGACCUAUACCGUUGGUUUGGUAACUCUCGUAGGAUCCACUCUGAUUGCCCAUUUUGUUGCACAAAGUUAUUUACCUGGAGCUUCGCUAAGUCCGGGACAACCUACGAAUCUGCAAACGAAUUUCAUGUCAACUGAUUUAAUUGAUAUAUCAAUGAAUACACAAUCUCAAGAAAUCAACGAUAAUCUUUCGAUAUCUGGUUCGUUGAUCCGAAACGAGAGCGUUGAUUAUUCUACCGAGAUCGAUAAUGAUGAUAACGACAUAGCUGGUUGGCAGUGGUGGCUCAAUUCCAUGAUGACUUGGUUACCCGAGUAUUGCAUCUUGGAGGACGAUGUCGAGUUUACAAAUUCCACUAGGAAAUUGUACAUUACUAACAAGUUUUCCUUUAAUUCGACGCAAGAUAUGAAAAUAAGAAAGAUGGAAAAGAUAGACAAGAUGAAAGAUUUUGCACCAGAAGACUAUCGUCGCAAUGUAAAUUGGAAGGAAGCAUUAGGAAACAUUAUAAUCUCCAUCAGACUGAUAGUUGGAAACGAUCGGGCCAAUUACAUUAUGAAAGUCGUUCAGUCAUCAAUAUCUUUAAACAUUUACUAUUAGCUUCCUAACGCUUUGCCUAAACUAUCUCUUUAGAUAUAUAUCUGUAUUUUUUGUACUAACUUUUUGUAAUAUAACAUUCGAUACUAACGUGUUUUUCCAAAUAAAUAUCCGAUAUUGCAUACUGCGAGAGAGAACAUUAUGUGUGUUUCUAUCAUCUAAAGACAUUAAAUAUUAUAUAAUUUAUUUGAUUUUACAAGAAAUAAAUAUACGAAUAAGCGAACGAAAACGGUCAAUAUUCUAUUAGAAGCUAAAACUAUUUUCUUUUUUCUAGUUUUAUUUCUACAUAACAAGUAAAAAAUAAGUUUCUUCUUUACUUGCUUUUAUUUAAUAGAGUCAGUGCUGGAUUAAAAUGCUAAUACAGUAUCAUGCAAGAAAUAAAAACUUUGUUAUAAUAAAAAAAAAGAAAAUAAAUACUAGAUAAAAAAGAAAAAUUAUGAUAUUACACACACAUACCAUGUUCUUUACAUUUACAGCCUAUUCAUUUAUAUAUAUUAACAUCCUAUACAUUUAUAUAUUAAAUACAUUUGUUGUGAGACAAAUUGUGUUAUUGUGGCAAUUAAACAUUAAAAUUAUAGAAGUCUAUAGGCCUUUUUGAGACAAAGAGUGCUUACUAUAAGUGAAAUGUUUACAGUCCCAUGUGCAAAUUAACUUAAUUCAUUUCUCAGUCGUUUUUCAAGCAAUUCAGCUACUGCGGAAAAGCGCGGCUAUUGGUAUAGGCGUCAUACCAAUGAGACAUCCAAUCGUAACUCCGAUGACUCGGCCCUGUAUUAAAUAGAAAAAUUGUUCAUAUGAGUUACAUUACAAAUAAUUUCGCUAAAUAAAAAUUUAUGCCAAAUUUUAA